Messenger RNA from Guillardia theta CCMP2712, 750 nucleotides. RefSeq lists its product as hypothetical. The transcript has a single exon. The coding region runs from base 324 to 533 and encodes 69 amino acids. NCBI's taxonomy places the organism in Eukaryota, Cryptophyceae, Pyrenomonadales, Geminigeraceae. The record is from RefSeq and is a predicted model, not a curated record.
GUUUGGCUCACUCCUCCCCCAUCUGUCUCUCCUCCCUCCGCUGUCUCUCGUGCGCUUCACCGCAGAUCAUUCGUGACCUUGAUCUCAGUAUCCCCCCUCCUGCGCCGCCUCCUCCAUUCCUACCCGUCUAGUCCAUCACUCAGAUCGGUUUUUGGCCAGUGGUGCAUCAUUUGUCAGCAUUGCAACCCAUCAGCAGCCGUGAAAAAGCCAUUGGGCGGCCUCAAGCGAAACAACACGCUUAUUACGCUACAUCCUCGAUUCAUCUUCCGUCUUCUGCUUUGAUUUGGUCUUGGCUGUCUUGUUAUUGAUCAAUCUAUUCAGACAUGCCUCUCUGUGUAUACUAUCAUCAUUCGUGUGUGCGAUCGAGCAACACUGGAAUGACCUCAGAUUCUCAGCACGAGGUUGAGGAUCAAUGGAAGCAAUCAGACUAUUUCCAGACCAACGACCUCAGCUUUUCAUUUCGUUCAGUGUUAGGAAUGAAUGAGACAAACCAGCUCAUUCCCCAGAUGGUGAAGAACAAGGCUUCUGCUUGAAAGAAAAUGUGCUCUCUCAGACGAUUAUCAACCUGUCAAUAAUUUUUUUCACUCAGAGAGCGGCACGAAACUUUUUUUUGUUUUCUUAUUCAACUGAAACACCUUCGAAAUGUAUUCUAAGUUGUAAACUUGGACUGUAUCAUCAUCCUCCUCCUAUUCAUAAGUUGUGACACAUUAUUAUUUCUGAAAUGCACAUAGAGAAAUAAAAAUGUAAUUC